AAAAAGGGUGAUUAAAAAAUUAUCUUUAAAUCCUGCACAUAAAACACUUGUUCUCAGUGAACCAAAAGAAAGACAACGUCAAUAGUUUAAUGGAUAAAGAGGAGAAAUAAAGAGAAAGAGAAAAAGAGAUUGAGGUUUACCUUAGAUCAAUUACUUUAUGUCCUCUCCCACAAGGGCUGAUUCGCGGACUUUAUAUUCACGCUUGCACAAUUUGUUUCAACCUUCCUAUUGCUCUUUCUCUUCCACUUUAACAUUAACAAAUGGUUACAAAUCCAACAGCUGAUUGGACUGAAUUACAUGAUCGCUUUUAUAAGAAACAAGAGAUAUAUUCUUUAUCUUGGAAUCAGUCUGACCUAUCAAAGUUUAUGAUUGCAGGAGCCCAAUAUGGUGGGCCUAUUGCAAUGAUAAGGGAUGAUCGAAAGGUGUUAUUGUUGCAGAAGCAGCAGCCUAUAAAACCUACGAUAUAUAUGUAUACUAGUGCAGGCAAACUCAUCGAACAAAUUCAGUGGGAUAAAGGAAAGAUUGUUGGUUUAGGAUGGACAGAACAAGAGCAACUCGUUGUUGUCACAGAAGAUGGUUCAGUCAGGCUAUAUACGUUCCAUGGUCAGUUUAGCCAAUUUUCUCUAGGAAAGGAAGCAAAAGAUGAUGGUAUCAUUGAUUGUCAAAUUUGGGGAGGUGGACUUGUCGCGAUGACCAGCAAAUAUCAACUUAUCUCUGUCACCAACUUUCUUGAACCACAGCCAAAGCCUCUUGCAGACAUUCGACUGGACGAACCCCCUCACAGUUGGACGAUUGUACCCCCUCAGUUUACGCUAAGCAGACACGUAGAAGUCUUGAUCGCGACAGGUUCAACCAUCCUCGUGGUGGACAGUAACGAGGCUACAGACGAGCAUCUGACACAAGGCCCCUUUACCAAAAUGGCUGUGUCUCCAAACGGAAAGUUCCUUGCCUUGUUUACUGCAGAUGGUAAGCUAUGGGUUGUAUCGACUGAUUUUCAAAAGAAUAUGUCCGAAUAUUCUACGAAAUCAAGGAUUCCUCCUCAACAGCUCGUCUGGUGUGGCACAGACGCCGUCGUCCUUUACUGGGACCACAUCGUUUUGAUCGUAGGGCCUUAUGGUGAUUGGAUAAAGUACUCUUAUGAGGACCCCAUCUAUCUCGUAUCUGAAAUUGAUGGUGUUCGAAUCAUGAGUAAUGACAAGUGUGAGCUAUUACAAAAAGUACCAGAUUCUACUGAAAAAAUCUUCAAGAUUGGCUCAACUGAUCCACCCGCCAUGUUAUAUGACGCAUUGGAUCAUUAUGAGCGUAAAAGUCCCAAAGCAGAUGAAAAUAUCCGUACCAUCAGGACAGAGCUAGUCGAUGCUGUUGAUAGCUGCAUUGAAGCAGCAGGCUUUGAAUUCCAGCACUAUUAUCAACGUACGCUACUGAAAGCAGCUUCGUUUGGUAAAUGCUUUUUGGAAAAUUAUAAUGCAAACAACUUUGUCGAUAUGGCUCAAACCAUCCGUGUGCUGAAUGCAGUGAGAUACUAUGAUAUUGGCAUACCUCUGACUUAUACCCAGUAUAAACGUCAAGGGCCCGAAGUGUUGAUUGAUCGCCUAGUUAAUCGUAACCAUCAUUUACUGGCUGUUCGUAUCGCCGAAUAUCUUAAGACACGAACAGAUAAAAUCCUUAUCCACUGGGCCUGUGAAAAAAUCAAGUCAUCCACAGAAGAUGAAGAAUCUAUCUGUAGAGCGAUUGUAGAUAAAUUAACCAAGAAGCCGGGCCUUUCUUAUGCCGAGAUUGCAAAGACUGCGCAUGAUGCUGGUCAAACUCGAUUAGCGACAAGACUAUUGGAUUAUGAACCCAGGGCAGCAGAUCAGGUUCCUUUGUUACUUUCGAUGCAGGAAGACGAAACGGCUUUGAUCAAAGCAAUAGAGAGUGGAGAUACUGAUUUAGUUUAUUUGGUCAUAUUUCACUUGAAGCGUAAAUUACCACUUGGAGAAUUCUUCCGUGUGAUCAAUAAUAAGCCGAUGGCGUGUAAUCUAUUGGAAGUUUACUGCAAGGAACAAGAUACUGAACUUUUGAAGGACUUUUACUAUCAGGAUGACAGAAGACUAGACAGUGCUAAUUUUAUGUUGCUUGAAGGCUUUAAUGAUUCUGAUGUUUUGGAGCGUAUAAAAAAGCUCAAGAUAGCGGCCAAGGCUUAUAGCGAACAGCGAGAACAAACAUUUGAAGCCAAGGCUACAGAUGAAGCUAUCAAGCUACUUCAAUACCAGCUAACACUUGAGAAGGAUACCCAACAGUCCUUUGCGGGGUUAUCAGUGAGUGAAACAAUCUAUAAAUGCACGACACUUGGUCAACAUAAUAAGGCGAGCAAGAUCAAGACUGACUUCAAAGUACCAGAUAAAAGGUUUUGGUGGGUCAAGCUCCGGGCUCUUGUUGAAGUCAGGGAUUGGGAUAACUUGGAAAAGCUCGCAAAGAGUAGAAAGUCGCCUAUUGGAUAUGAGCCAUUUGUAGAAGAAUGUAUAAAAGCUAAACAGUAUCAGGAGGCAUCAAAAUACAUCUUAAAGUGUGAUCCACCUGCAAGACCUAUGCUGUUUAUCAAAAUAGGAGCCUUUAAGGAAGCAGGUGAACAAGCAUUUUUGAAUAAAGACGUGGAAGGAUUAAGACAAGUUCGGGCAAAAUGUACAAAUCAUAUUGUUGCACAAGAACUGGAUUCACUGCUUGCACAGCUCAAUGCAAAAUAAUAAAAUACAUAAACAUCUGAUUUUGCUUCU
This is a messenger RNA of Rhizopus microsporus ATCC 52813, 2753 nucleotides long. RefSeq names its product vacuolar protein sorting vps16. Gene Ontology annotation, molecular function: actin binding. Gene Ontology annotation, biological process: intracellular protein transport; vacuole fusion, non-autophagic; endosomal transport. The coding region runs from base 261 to 2723 and encodes 820 amino acids. The transcript has 14 exons. NCBI's taxonomy places the organism in Eukaryota, Fungi, Mucoromycota, Mucoromycetes, Mucorales, Rhizopodaceae. The record is from RefSeq and is a predicted model, not a curated record. Gene Ontology annotation, cellular component: cytoplasm; HOPS complex; lysosomal membrane.